This is a messenger RNA of Mercurialis annua (annual mercury), 2043 nucleotides long. RefSeq names its product flowering locus K homology domain. Gene Ontology annotation, cellular component: nucleus; cytoplasm. Gene Ontology annotation, molecular function: mRNA binding. The coding region runs from base 146 to 1789 and encodes 547 amino acids. Gene Ontology annotation, biological process: regulation of gene expression. The transcript is spliced from 7 exons. NCBI's taxonomy places the organism in Eukaryota, Viridiplantae, Streptophyta, Magnoliopsida, Malpighiales, Euphorbiaceae. The record is from RefSeq and is a predicted model, not a curated record.
GAACACCACCCCCUAAUAUUUUAUCACUUGUUAAACUCAUCCGCAAUCGUUGUAGCCCUAUAAACCCUCGAAACCUCUUUAUCUUUCAAAUCUUUUUCGCACCACCUUCAAUUCUCCUCCUUAAUUUCAUUCCUUUACAGCACUCAUGGAAGAAGUCAACCAAAGCAUUAUUGAGCAUGGUGUGGAUCAAGUGGAAAAUAAUGACGUGGAUCAUGAUAUAGAUGAUGGCUUGGAUGAGGCUGUAGAUCAUGUAUUGAAUCAUACUGCAGACCAUGGUGUGGAUCAUGCAGUAGACCAUAGUAUGGAUCAUGCCGUUGAUCAUGGUGUAGAUGAUCUUAUUGAUCAGGGCGUGGAGCAUACUGUCGAUGAAGGCCUGGAUCAUGCUAUCGAUCAGGGUUUAGUUGUAGAACAUAAUGUGGAUGAUGAUAUUGAUCAGAGUGUGGAACAUGGUAUGGAGCAGAAUAUAGAUCAUGCUGUAGAGCAUGACAUUGACCAUGCGGCAGAUCAAUUGGCUGAAAAUUAUCAGGCUUCCCAAAAAGGAAAUGAUGCAGAUACAGUUGCUGGAGCUGUUGAAAAAAAGUGGCCUGGAUGGCCUGGGGAGAGUGUAUUCCGGAUGCUGGUCCCUGCACAAAAAGUCGGUAGUAUAAUUGGACGCAAAGGGGAGUUUAUUAAAAAAAUAGUCGAGGAAACAAGAGCGCGCAUUAAGAUACUCGACGGACCUCAAGGGACAACAGAAAGAGCUGUCAUGGUAUCCGGCAAGGAAGAACCUGAUUCUGCUCUUCCACCUUCAAUGGAUGGCCUUUUGAGAGUCCACAAACGCAUUGUUGAUGGGUUGGAUGGUGAUUCUCCUUAUGUUCCCUCAGGCGCAGGAACCAAGGUUUCAACCAGGCUAUUAGUACCAGCCUCACAAGCAGGAAGUUUGAUUGGUAAACAAGGAGGAACAGUCAAAUCCAUCCAGGAAGCAUCUAGUUGUGUAGUUAGAGUUCUUGGAUCAGAAGAUCUUCCAGUUUUUGCUCUCCAAGAUGAUAGAGUUGUAGAAGUUCUGGGGGAUGCAGCUGGUGUGCACAAAGCAAUAGAGCUAAUUGCAUCUCAUCUGAGGAAGUUUUUAGUUGAUCGGAGUAUAAUCCCAUUAUUUGAAAUGCAGAUGCAAAUGCCUCAUCCUCCGCAGAUGGAGCACAUACCACCUCAUCAAUCAUGGGGUCCACCACAAGGUAUUCCUCCAAAUGCAGGUGGAGGUCACGGUUAUGGUAAUCAAUAUAUGCCACCGCCGCGGCAAGUUGAGAACUACUAUCCUCCUGCUGAGUUGCCGCCUCCUAUGGAAAAACAACCUCAUCAAGGCAUAUCUGCCUAUGGAAGAGAAGCUCCCAUGGGUGGCCAUGGACCAUCAAAUACUCAAGCAGCGCCAUCAAUGAUCACGCAGAUUACACAGCAGAUGCAAAUUCAAUUAUCUUUUGCUGAUGCUGUUAUCGGGACAGCUGGUGCAAAUAUAAGCUAUAUUCGUCGUGCUAGUGGGGCAACUGUUACUAUACAAGAAUCUAGAGGUGCUCCUGGAGAGAUGACAGUUGAAAUCAGUGGAUCUGCUGCACAGGUCCAAACUGCUCAGCAGCUGAUACAGAAUUUCAUGGCUGAAGCUGGAGCACCAGCUCCAACCCCAACCCCUGCAGUUGGCUCUGCAGACCAAGGAUAUAAUCCUUAUGCUGCUCACAGUUCUGUAUAUACGUCCCCUGCGUCCAAUCCAGGUCAUGCUGGAGGUUAUGGCUCAGUCUAUGGUACAAACUAUGGAUAUUAGGUUCGAACCCCUUUAUUUCGGCUUGGUCAUCAUUUGAACAAUGUAAUAUCAUCUGGUUAGCUGUUAGAUUUACCAAAUAAUGUCAGGACAUUUUUAAUGUUGUAAUUUUCUUUUUGUUAGAUUGGUUGUUAGAAUGAUUAGAUUGGUUGUGUGCAUUAGGCUAACCUUAGGGUUGCCAAUACAUUAUUUAACGUUUUUUUGCGGCUCUGUUGGAGAUAAAGAGUUCUAUAUGAUAUCUUUUUGGCUUUGCUCUA